Molecule: messenger RNA, 1356 nt
Organism: Acanthosepion pharaonis
Lineage: Eukaryota; Metazoa; Mollusca; Cephalopoda; Sepiida; Sepiidae
Source: the annotation of a GenBank genome assembly
AUGGGAAUGGAAUCAUUUUCAAACACUGCAGAUUUUGAAGUGAAUACGCAACUUGUGACCCUCAGAGAUGACAGAGGUGUUCAAUUGGGAAAUUUUGUACUAGAUUCUUCCACUUCACUCCAGCCUUCCCAAAUUUAUGAACUUGUUUGGGAAUCAAUACAAAAACCCUUCAAAGGCAAAAGUCGACGACCACGUUGCUUGACUUUUGACAAUCAACGGUUAUUUGAGUGUGUCAAGUCCAACAGUGAAUUGUUUUCUGAAAUGAAGAUUACAAUUUUUUAUGGAGAGAAAAUAACAGACUUUGAAGAUAUGAAGGACUUAUUAACAUAUCAGUGCAAUUCCUGCAGUAUGCGGGGUACUUGGAAUUGCUUCAACCUCUGUCCAAUGUGUAAAGCAAUUAGGUAUUGCAGUGAAGAAUGUCGUGAAGCUGAUUGGAAAGGUUUGUUGUUUGGAGGCAUUUACCAUUCUCAUCAAGUUGGGUGCCCCAAAAUCAAAUCUUAUAUGGAAGCAGUAGAACCAUUAAAGGAUUUUCCAUUUACAUUCACUGAAGAAACUUCUUCCAUAGAUUUCACUCUUGCCAAAUACAAAGAAUUUUUGAUCCAACAUGAUGUCUACAAUUUUGGAGCUUGGCGGUAUGAACAUUGCUCUGCUGUCAAUAUAAUUUCAGAAUUUGGUGACCUGUCCAUGUUGAAUUUUCCAUUGGUAUUGGCCGAAGAGAAAGAACUCCAGUCAACUGAACCUAUUGCUGCUCCUGUUUAUCCACUGAUUAAUUGGGAAGCUUAUUAUGAAUGGAGGGGCUUCAGCCUCAACUGCCCAUUGGCCAUCUUACUCACUUACCCAUUAACUUUGUAUUAUAUCAUUACAUCUUGUCUCAGUGUGCAUUAUUCCAGCAAUUUUCCUCAAAGUUUGGUCAUACACAUUCUUGGAGCAGAGAAAGAAGCAGAUAUGCUUGUGUAUUUCUUGAUUCAAGGCAACCUGACAUUUUACUUACACAGGAAAUUGUGGCACAAGGUCACUACAUCCAAUCCGCACUUAGCCAUUGGUUUCAAUGCUGGACUUGCUGCCUACAAAUCCUGGACACAGACUUUGAAAAAAUUAGAGGAGAAAGAGAUUCCAGCCUAUUUUACAGACUAUUGCCACUAUAGCCAUGACUGGUCAGCUGAUCAUUUGCAGUUACUACAGUUGAAUGCAAGACUUGUUCAACCAUCUAUCAAUCCAUUUCGAAGUCCAGCAGCAAAGGCAUCUCUCUCUCUUUUCUUUCUCUCUCUUUCUUCUCUUCUCUUUUUUCUCUUCUUUCUCUCUCUCUCUUCUUCUUUUCUUCUCUCUUUCUUUCUUCUUAUUCUUCUUUUCAUUUGA